AUAUUUCCACCUAAUGACUAGGGCAGAGUUAACGUUACCACGCAAAGGAUCGCGACUCAUAUCUGCUCGGUUUAAAGCGAAAACGGAUAUAUAAUACGCGAAUGGCGGUUUGACUGCGCACACGAGAGAGAAAAUCAAUCAUUCGAGCACUUUUACGCGGGACGCGGGAGUUGGGAUGUCGAUAUGACGCAUCGAGUUGUUUUAACAGCUUGAGAAGUUGCAGCCUUUUCUUUUUCUUCACCUUUUACGCGUGGAAGAAUGCCACAAGAUUCAAGUGCCUUGUUUACACAUUUCAUUAAGCUUUUCUGUUCUUGAACUUCUCGGAAUAUUAGCGCCAUCGAGAGAAGUCGCGUCCGUUGGAGAGGAAACUGAUUUCAAACCAGCAGCAGUAGAGUUUGUCCUUCCUUUAAAGAGAAAGCUGCGCCUCGCUCGCGCUCCGUCGAUGACUCUCGACAACUUAAAACACUCCGCGAUACUCACAACUUUGUUUAAAAUGGCUGAAGAUAAUGAUUUAAUCGGUGCUACGGAGUUUAUUAAAGAUCGACUCUAUUUUGCAACAUUACGGAGUAAGCCGAAAAGCACCGCAAACACACAUUAUUUCAGCACGGAUGAGGAGUUUGUGUACGAAAACUUUUAUGCCGAUUUUGGACCCCUCAACCUCGCUAUGCUGUACAGAUAUUGCUGUAAACUCAACAAAAAGCUCAAGCUGGCAAGGUGUAGUUCUCUCAUGUGUUCAUGUUUUGGAAUUUUAAAGUCUUUUACACUGACCAGAAAGAGGAUUGUGCACUACACCAGCUUCGACCAACGCAAAAGGGCUAACGCUGCUGUGCUCAUUGGUGCUUAUGCUGUGAUUUACCUAAAGAAAACACCAGAGGAUGCCUAUAGAGCCCUUAUUUCCGGCUCCAAUGCCUCAUAUCUUCCCUUCAGGGAUGCUUCAUUUGGGAAUUGCACAUACAACCUGACGGUCCUCGACUGCUUGCAAGGCAUUAGGAAGGCCCUCCGGCACGGAUUCUUGAACUUCGAGAUGUUCGACAUAAACGAGUAUGAACAUUACGAGCGGGUCGAGAACGGAGAUCUGAACUGGAUCGUCCCGAGCAAACUUCUUGCUUUCAGCGGGCCACAUCCGAAAAGUAAAAUAGAGAAUGGUUACCCUCUACAUGCCCCUGAGGCUUAUUUCCCAUAUUUCCGCAAGCACAACGUCACCACCAUAGUUCGCCUCAACAAGAAGAUCUACGAUGCCAAGCGCUUCACAGACGCCAGUUUCGACCAUUAUGACCUGUUCUUCGUGGACGGCAGCACGCCCAGCGACGUCAUCACCCGCCGCUUCCUGCACGUCUGCGAGAGCACGGAUGGAGCGGUGGCCGUGCACUGCAAGGCGGGUUUAGGCCGGACGGGGACUCUGAUUGGCUGCUACCUGAUGAAGCACUACCGCUUCACGGCUGCUGAAGCCAUCGCUUGGAUCCGCAUCUGCAGACCCGGCUCUAUAAUCGGACCCCAGCAGCAUCACCUAGAAGAGAAGCAGGCGAGUCUCUGGGCGCACGGAGAUAUUCACCGCUCCAAGCAGCGGCAGUAUGAGGACCGAUCUGUGCCUCAUCUCAUCUCCAGUAUGGACAACCUCUCCAUCAACACCUCCAUCUUUAAAUCACACAGCUUGGACCGUAUGGAGGAGAACGAUUACACAGAGAACGAUCUUGGUAUGACGCAAGGAGACAAACUGCGUGCCCUAAAGGUUCGACGGCAACCAAGGUCUGCGACCACCGGAGCCAUAAGACUCGAGGAGAUGAAGAUGCACACUAGGUCUACAUCUCAGCCUCUCAGUCGAGUGAAAGCCGCAGCCGCUGGCCAGGGCUCCAUCUCCCCCCUCAAAUCCUCUAAAGUCCCACCAUCGUCCUCCGUCUCUGCCUCUGCCAAACGAAUUGGCCGCUCUUCAUCAUCAUCAACCAACCUCAAGAGCACCAGGUUAGCCAGCUCUCUGGGUAACCUGUACGAAUCAAAUGGCGAAGCCAACAGCUCUGGGAAACCUCCUUCCCCUUCCUCGUUCACUUCCCUCCCUGUCCGCAUGGGCUACAGCGGCCCGGUCACCACCCACAAUUACCACUACGAGGUCAACAACAACAACAGUCAGUAUAACAGCACCAGCACCCCGAACAGCAACGGGGUGAACCCGAGCAGCGGGGCAAAAGGCCUGACCUACAACCUCAACAACACCAGUCCGAGUGGACCUUCCAUCAAUGGAAGGCUGGGGGCCAUUGAACAGGGGCACCAUAGAAGCCCCCCAACAGGGCUGAGCGGGCUCUCUGCACGAUACCUCAGCCGGUCCAUUCCUUCCCUUCAAUCUGAGUAUGUUCAGUACUAAAGCCUUCCACUAACCCUCGUCUCAUACUGCUGGCCUGGUUCCGACCCGUGACGCCUUCAUUGUUACCAACGAUUUGCUGACUUCUUGUCGUUGAAGAGGAAAGAAGGAAAUGCUUUGAGACUGAACUGUCAGCCUCAUGGUAUGAUACUUCCUGCUAUGACAAGACUGAUCUGGAAUCUGCUGCAUGCUGUUAAACGACACGAACUUGCCUUGGCUGUCCUUUUUAAAAGGUCUUCUCUUUUUUUUUUUUUUUUUUUUUUUUUUUAAGGAGAUACUCUCCAUGUAUGAAUAUAAACAUUGUUAAAUAUUUUUAGAUAAUGAAUUUUGUACUACUUUUUUCCUAUUUUAUCUACAACUCUUAAUGCUCAACGACAAGGUUUGUUGAUAUUUGUGUAUCUUCGGAUUAGGGAAUUUGUUGUGACGUAAAUAAUCAUAGUUUUGUCUUCCGAGUGUACUUACUGAGUAACAUAUCAAGUGCAAGGGCUAUAUUUGAAAGGUGCAAAAUGGUUUGACAGCAACGUGUCAUCUUCAAAGGGAUUUUCAGCCCACGAAAGCUAUAUAAAGUGUGUUUUCUUCUUUUGGGGUUUAAGGUUGGUUUGUCUCCACAGAACGGUGGACAGCUAAUGAGAACACGACCAAUUUGCAAGCAAACCUUUUUUUUUUUUUUUUUUUUAUGAAGAAAUGAAGAGCUUUGUUUGUUCAGUGUGAGUAACAGGGUGGACUGCUUUUCUUUUUUUCCCAGCAAUUGUGACAUCUUAAUGUGCAUUAUUAUUAAACUAAUACAAAUCUGA
Messenger RNA from Carassius carassius (crucian carp), 3147 nucleotides. Its product is annotated as dual specificity protein phosphatase CDC14AB. The record is from RefSeq and is a predicted model, not a curated record. NCBI's taxonomy places the organism in Eukaryota, Metazoa, Chordata, Actinopteri, Cypriniformes, Cyprinidae. Gene Ontology annotation, biological process: cilium assembly; positive regulation of cytokinesis; microtubule cytoskeleton organization. Gene Ontology annotation, molecular function: protein tyrosine/serine/threonine phosphatase activity; protein serine/threonine phosphatase activity. Gene Ontology annotation, cellular component: nucleolus; spindle pole; mitotic spindle. Bases 443 to 2356 code for a protein of 637 amino acids. The transcript has 17 exons.